CGCUGUGAGUACUGACAUGGCGGCGGCCCCGGAGGAGUUAGAGCUCGGAGAGGAUAUCGAUGCCGAAGCUAUCGAUCCGGAGUGUGAGGACAAUGGAGAGGAGGAAGAGGAAAGCGCAAACAAUGAGUUCACGCUGGAUGAGGUGUUGCGGCUCGGAGGGACCAAGGCCGAUUAUCUAAUGCUGCAUCACUUAAAUGAAAAUGAAGAACUGAUUGAUGGUGGAAAAAAGUCAGCAAUUGAUGAUCUAGAAGAAGGUGAAUUGGAAGCCUUUGUCCAGAAAAUAGGCAUAAGAAAAUACUCUAAAAUUGUGCAAGAAGAUGAAGAGAGUGCUAAAGAUGAAAAGCAAGCAAAAAAGGAGGGUGUACAAAUUGACAAAAAGGGCAAGAAAAGUAAAAAUAAGGAACUGAAAGAGAAAAUUCAAGAUGGAAAGGCUGAUAAAAAAGGUCAGCCUGGCAGAACUGGAAAGCAAAAAGAUAAUCAGGAAUCAAGUACAUGUGAAAUACCAGGACGGAAAACCAAACAUCAGGAUAUGUUUGAAUUUCACCCCAAACAAUACUUAUUGGUAAAGCCAGGUGGAAAGUGGUAUGAUGCGGAUUAUGCAAAUGAGCACACCUCUGAGCCACAAGAUGAAUCAUUUGUCUCACAGUAUAAAAAUCUUGCUAAGCAGCUCUAUGAGCACGAAACCAAUCUUUACUCAAAUAAGAAAAAUCAAAAAGGAGCGAGUUCAACGUGGAUGAAAACAGUUGUCACAACAGGCACAUUGGCAGACAGGAUGGCAGCCAUGACACUUCUGAUUCAGGAUGCUCCGGUGCACACUCUUCACUUUGUAGAGGUAUUAGUCAACCAAAUCAAGAAGAAGGGAAGUCGGCGGCAGUCCUUAAUGGCUUUGAGCACACUAACAGAACUACUAAUCUCUGACUUGCUUCCAGACAAUCGAAAAUUACAAACUUUCUCGCAGCAUCCUUUUAAAAAGCUGGAAGAGCUUGCCAGUGGUAACAAAGAUACCAGGGACAAGCGCCUAAUAAUGUGGUACUUUGAACAUCUCUUGAAGCACCAUUUUGCAGAGUUUGUGCAGGCUUUAGAAGCUUUGACUCACGACAAUGUGCAGGCAACAAAGGCUCAGGCCUUGGGUACAAUUCAUGAGAUCCUCUGCAAUAAGCCAGAGCAAGAGAAAGCCCUGCUGAUUCAGUUAGUAAAUAAGUUAGGAGAUCCACAACAUAAAAUGGCGACAAAGGCCUCCUAUCUUUUAGAAACAUUGCUUCAUAAACAUCCCAACAUGAAAACUGUUGUGUGUUGUGAAAUUGAGCGACUUCUAUACAGGCCUAAUAUUAGUCUGAAAGCUCAGUACUAUGCCAUUUGCUUUCUCAACCAGAUGGUCUUGAGCCACGAGGAGAGUGACCUUGCUGGGAAAUUAAUAGCCAUUUAUUUUUCAUUUUUCCAUGCCUUUGUUAAAAAGUCAGAAAUAGACUCUAAAAUGCUAAGUGCUUUGCUGACUGGUGUCAAUAGAGCUUUUCCUUAUUCCAAAAUGGAUGAUGAAAAGAUAAUGGAACAGAUGGAUACGUUGUUCAAGGUUGUUCAUUUUGUGAACUUCACAACGAGUGUCCAAGCACUCAUGUUGCUAUUUCAGGUGAUGGACUCCAAACAAGCUAUAUCCAAUCGAUACUAUGUCGCACUUUACCGGAAACUGUUGGAUCCAGGACUGGCACAAAGUUCUAAACAAGCAAUGUUUCUAAACUUGCUGUACAAAUCUUUGAAGUCUGACAUUGUGCUUCGUCGCAUCAAAGCAUUUAUAAAAAGGAUCCUGCAGGCUACUUGUGGCCAGACGCCAGCGUUUAUAUGUGGAGCCCUCUUCCUUAUUUCUGAGAUUUUGAAGCUGAAGCCAGGUGUUCAAGCACUCUUAAAAGAACAUUGGGAAUCUGAUGAAGAGGAAGAUUUUAGAGAUGUUGAUGACAGUGAAGAUAAAUCUGAAGAUCUUAAUGAAGAGAAUAUGGUGAACAAAUUGCAUGAAGGGGAAAAAUGUGGCAAUGCUAACAAAGUAGAAGAAAGCAUUGUUCAGAAUACAACUGCAGCCAAAAAGCCUGAAUCAACUGUCUCUGUGUCAUGGUUGCACCACAAAAAUCAAGAAGGUGGAAAGAGUCUAGGAACCUACGAUCCACUCCACAGGAAUCCCCUCUCUUGUGGAGCAGACCAUGCGGGUCUCUGGGAAUUGAGAAAGUUGAGUGAACAUUUCCAUCCAUCGGUGGCUCUCUUUGCAACAACUAUCCUGCAGGGUAAUCACAUCCAAUAUUCUGGAGACCCUCUUCAGGAUUUCACGUUAAUGAGGUUUCUUGAUCGCUUUGUAUACAGAAAUCCCAAACAGCAGAAAGGCAAAGGGAAUACAGACAGCAUUGUGAUGCAGCCUAAACAGAAACUUCUGUUCAGUGAUCCACAUAAACUGCGAGUAAAUAGUAAGAAGUUUAUUGAACAAGAGGAGAGUCAGAUCCCAGUGGAUGAAAUAUUCUUUCAUAGGUAUUACAAAAAGCUUGACGCAUUGCAAAAAUCACAAAGAUUUCACAGAGGCGAAGAAGCUGUGGAAGAUGUGGAUGAUGAUGAGUUUGAACAAUUGCUAGAUUCCCUUGAAGGAGAUAAAUAUUUUAAAACCAUCGAAGACAGUUUAGAUUUUGCAAGUAAUAUGAAGCCAAAAUCAUCAAAGGAAACUGAUGAGCAAGUUGAUUCAGAUUCAGAUGAUGAUGAUGAUGAUGUGAAUAAUCUGGAUGAUGAAGAAGUGUCAUUAGGAAGCUUGGAGGAGGAAGACUUUGGUGAAGUUGUGGGAGAAGAUGCUGGUCUAUUUUUGAAUGAUACAGAUGAUGAAGAGGUCGACAGUGCACCCGCAGUGAAGAAAAGUAAUAAGCCUGGCAAAAGGAAAAAAGGUGAAGACUUGGAUUUUUCAACACGUGUUAAAGGAAAGAAACGGAAAGAGGGUUUUAAGAAUGAUGGUGACAUGUUUGCUGCAGCAGAGGAGUUUGGUUGUCUACUUGAUGAAAAUGCAGGAUCAAAAUUUGACAAUAUUGGAAUUAAUGCAAUGGCAAACAAAGAUAAAGCAAGUAUAAAGCAGCUACAGUGGGAAUCUGAUCGCGACGCUUGGAUCAGAGGCAAAGAUGCACAUACUCUCAGAAGGCAGAAGAACUUAAGGGCCAAGAGACUGAAAAAUAAACAGAAAAGAUUUUUACACAAGAAGAGAUGA
Molecule: messenger RNA, 3223 nt
Organism: Mobula hypostoma (lesser devil ray)
Lineage: Eukaryota; Metazoa; Chordata; Chondrichthyes; Myliobatiformes; Myliobatidae
Gene: cebpz
Product: CCAAT enhancer binding protein zeta
Exons: 16
Coding region: 17-3223 (1068 amino acids)
Cellular component (GO): nucleus
Source: RefSeq, a predicted model, not a curated record